CGGCAUCUCUGUAGUGAGGGGAAAGAUAAACUCGAAGGGAACCAAGAAGAAAACCAAGAUGUGGCGACCUCAGGUUCUGCGGCUUCUGGUGCGAACUGAAAUCAGGCCUCUUGUCACACGUUUGUACCAUUUUGAUAACGUUGCCCCGAUCGGCACGCGUCCAGAAGUGGGGAGUCCUGAAUACAAGGAAAAUUAUGAUAGGAUGAAAAGUCUGGUCGUGGAGCUAAAGCAGAAAGUCAAUAAAAUCUUGCAAGGUGGUGGAGCGAAGGCAAGGGAACGACAGACGUCACGAGGCAAAAUGCUACCCCGGGACCGUAUCACAACCCUGCUGGAUCCUGGGUCACCGUUUCUGGAAAUAGGUCAGCUGGCUGGUCACCACCUGUACGGAGAGGAGGAGGUCCCAGCGGGUGGGAUCAUCACAGGGAUUGGGCGAGUGUCAGGCAUUGAGUGUUUGAUAGUUGCCAAUGAUCCUACAGUAAAAGGGGGCUCAUAUUAUCCAAUCACAGUGAAGAAACAUCUGCGUGCUCAAGAAAUAGCCCAGGACAAUUACCUCCCUUGCAUAUAUCUAGUUGAUUCAGGUGGGGCCAAUCUCCCACGACAGGCUGAGGUCUUCCCGGACAGAGACCACUUUGGUCGAAUCUUCUAUAACCAGGCUGUGAUGUCCUCUAAAGGUAUUCCACAGAUAGCAGUUGUACUAGGCAGCUGUACUGCAGGAGGGGCUUACGUUCCAGCGAUGUCAGAUGAGAGCAUCAUCGUCAAGAACCAGGGGACUAUUUUUCUGGCGGGACCACCCCUGGUUAAGGCAGCUUUGGGACAAGUUGUCUCCCCUGAAGAACUAGGUGGCGCUGAUCUUCACUGCAGCAAGUCUGGUGUGACGGACCAUUACGCACAGGACGACCAGCAUGCAUUGCACAUUGCCAGGAAGGUUGUGAGUCAUCUUAACUACCAGAAAUCUCCAAAUGUAACAGUGGAGGCCCCAGAGGCACCCCUGUACCCUGCAGAUGAGUUAUAUGGAAUUGUUGGAGACAACUUGAAAAAAACGUUUGAUGUACGGGAGGUGAUAGCAAGAAUAGUGGACGGCAGCAGAUUUGACGAGUUCAAACAAAUGUAUGGGGAGACAUUGGUGACAGGUUUUGCCAGGCUCUGGGGUUACCCUAUAGGUGUUAUAGGGAACAAUGGGGUGCUCUUCUCUGAAUCAGCUCUUAAGGCAACUCAUUUUAUAGAACUCUGCUGUCAGCGAAAUAUUCCACUUUUGUUUCUCCAAAAUAUAACCGGGUUCAUGGUAGGCCGUGAUGCUGAGGCUGGUGGCAUCGCCAAAAAUGGGGCCAAAAUGGUGACGGCUGUGGCCUGCGCUAAAGUUCCCAAACUGACUGUGAUAAUAGGGGGCUCAUACGGGGCAGGGAAUUAUGGGAUGUGUGGGCGAGCUUACGGUCCAAGGUUCCUCUACAUGUGGCCAAAUUCACGGAUCUCUGUGAUGGGCGGGGAGCAAGCGGCGGGUGUGUUAGCACAGAUCACUCAGGAACAAAGACUGCGGGAAAACAAACCAUGGACAGCUGAAGAAGAGCAGGCCUUGAAGGAUCCAGUGAUAGCAAAAUAUGAGACAGAAGGCAGUCCUUACUAUUCCAGUGCCAGGUUGUGGGAUGAUGGUGUCAUCGAUCCUGUGGACACUCGGUCUGUGCUGGGCCUCAGUCUUAGUGCUGCACUGAAUGCCCCGCCAGAAAAGACCCGCUUUGGGGUGUUCCGAAUGUAAGACCUUGACAGAGAAAGGAAGACAACCCAAACAGUAGAGCAGAGGAUCGGGAGUUG
Molecule: messenger RNA, 1806 nt
Organism: Liolophura sinensis
Lineage: Eukaryota; Metazoa; Mollusca; Polyplacophora; Chitonida; Chitonidae
Product: methylcrotonoyl-CoA carboxylase beta chain, mitochondrial-like
Exons: 17
Coding region: 59-1750 (563 amino acids)
Biological process (GO): L-leucine catabolic process
Cellular component (GO): methylcrotonoyl-CoA carboxylase complex; mitochondrion
Molecular function (GO): methylcrotonoyl-CoA carboxylase activity
Source: RefSeq, a predicted model, not a curated record